Molecule: messenger RNA, 11792 nt
Organism: Rhopilema esculentum
Lineage: Eukaryota; Metazoa; Cnidaria; Scyphozoa; Rhizostomeae; Rhizostomatidae
Product: ubiquitin carboxyl-terminal hydrolase 47
Biological process (GO): protein deubiquitination
Cellular component (GO): nucleus; cytosol
Molecular function (GO): cysteine-type deubiquitinase activity; protein binding
Source: RefSeq, a predicted model, not a curated record
UUUAAUAAGUAAUCUAUGAAGUUAUUAGAUGUUAUUAGAGAAUUUGAGAGAGGUUUGGUAUCAAUAUCAACAAAAAGCCAACUUAAGUCAUUGGGGGGUAGGGGGAGUCAAGCUUGCCCUGCCACGUUCUUGGGCAGAACAUGAACUUAGCGAAAUAAUUUUAGAAUGGAAUUUUCUCUAAAUGUUCUAAUGGAAUUUUCUUUGAUGAAUUUAUACAACCGUAGCCUCGUUAUCGAUUAGGCUGUUAAGUACUUCAGGUAACCAAUUUUGUGCCUGACCCAACUUCAGCAAAGAGGUUCUCUGUCCACAACUUCGGUCCUCCUUAAACGAUAAAUUGAGUUGGCAAGCUAUUUGAAGAUGCUAUGAAAACGAAAGGACGAUGAACACAAUUAUCUGAUCUUUUUACAAAUAAUGGCUCCCGGCAAAAAGGACCUUAAGGAAGAAAACGUUUUGAUGUCAAGCUUAGUCCCACUUGAAAAGCGAACAAAUGAAAGUAAACUGAAGAUUGUCUGCGUUGUUAAAGAUGAAACAAAUGCAGAUGGAAAUUGCAGAGAAAUAGUUCAAAAUCUAUGCGGUGAUACCUCAGUGAUGAAAUUCUAUGAAUUUAUUGCAGAGACAGUUGGCUAUGUCGUACAGUCAUUUUCUUUGGUGUUUUUGAAACCUACCUCAGAUGGAAAGAGUUUUGAAGAAGUCAUCCUUGAAAACGAAAGUUGCACUACUUUGGCAGAAGUUGUUGGAAAAUCAAAAGGGAAAAGAAGUAAUUUUUUGAUAAAAAGAAAGAAUGGCAAAAAUCCAGUUAAUAGGAUACAGCAUCCAACGGACUCAGAGGAAUCUUCUGAAGGAAAUACAUAUGCAGGAGUCAGUAGCCUGUUUAAGACUGAGACAAGUUUCACUAUCCCAACUGUUGCAAAGUCUGAAUCAGGUUUUGUUGGAUUGAUCAAUCAAGCUAUGACAUGUUACUUGAAUAGCCUCUUGCAGACACUUUUUAUGACACCAGAGUUUAGAAAUGCACUUUAUAGAUGGAAGUUCGCAGGAACUGCAGCAGAGGCAUCAAAAAGUAUCCCAUACCAACUUCAGAGGCUUUUCUUAAAACUCCAAACAAGCAAAAAAAGAGCAGUAGAGACGACUGAUUUAACAAAAAGUUUUGGGUGGGAUAGCAGCGAAGCAUGGCAACAGCAUGACGUGCAAGAGCUCUGCAGAGUGAUGUUUGAUGCUUUGGAAGAAACGUUGAAGGAUACAGACCAGGCAAAUAUGAUAAACCAGCUAUACCAAGGGAAAUUGAAAGACUAUGUGAAAUGCCUCAAAUGUUCUCACGAAAGUGCCAGAACCGAUAUGUUUCUUGAUAUACCUCUAUCAAUACGCCCUUUUGGAUCAAAUGAGUCAUUUGGGAAAAUUGAAGAUGCCUUGAGAGCGUUCAUUGCUCCAGAAAUUCUUAAUGGAAACAACCAAUAUUUUUGUGAAAAAUGCAAUCUGAAGCAAGAUGCACACAAGGGUCUGAAAUUCGUCACUUUUCCAUAUUUACUGACAAUUCAACUGAAGCGCUUCACAUUUGACUAUAAAACUGGACAGCGGAUCAAACUACACGAUAGAGUCGUAUUUCCUGAGAAGAUUUGGCUUGAUCAAUUUCUUCACAAAGAAGAGGAUAUUAAGACGAAGCCAGUCCACACUUCUAGUUGUAAAACACACCCUUUGGAAGAAAAAGUUGCCAAUGGCAUUGAUGCAGAUAGUGACAACUGUAUCAAUGGAAAAGAAAUGGCCGCAGAAUUGAAAUCAAAUUCUGCUACAGACAACCAUAUUAAAAAUUCUUCAGAGUUUUACGAGCUGUUUUCAAUUAUGAUUCACUCUGGAAAUGCAUUAGGUGGCCAUUACUAUGCCUACAUAAAGUCAUUUGAGAAUGGAAAAUGGUAUUGUUUUAAUGAUCAGCAUGUUCAUGAGAUCUCUAAAAGUGAGAUUGAGAAAUCGUACGGAGGACUGGAUGCAAGUGCACGUGGUUUUUACUCAGCCACGUAUUCAAGCUCAACCAACGCUUAUAUGUUGAUGUAUCGAAAAAAAGAUGGCAAUGAGACUUUUGAUGACCCGACUAGCUGGCCUGAUCACAUCAAAUCAUUACGCAGAGGCCUUGAAAGAGAAGAAGAUAACGAAAAUGACAGGAAAGCCAAGGAGAGAGAUGUCUGUAAGGUUCGUCUGUUUUGUAAGCAUCCAACAACUGGCGAAUGGAUGGAAAAAAAGCUUCAUGUUGAACAAUGGAAAACACUGAAGGAUGCAACAGAAACAGCCUGGAAACUCCUAGAACUUGAUAAAUGUAUCAAGCUUGAAAAUUGCCGUCUUGUUAAAUAUGAUGAUUAUUAUGGCAGCUUUGAAAGAUCUUAUGAAGGAGAAGAGGGUACAGAAGUUGGAAUAUUAUUGGGUGGAGUGAAACAAUCAUAUUCAUUUGACCUUUUAUUGGAAACAAAAAGUGAUGAACAGGAGUUUCCCGUAUAUGAACUAAGAGGGACAACUAUAAAGAUUCAUAAGGUAGAUCUCAGAAAAUCUGAAGUUUGUGAACCAUUAGUGUUGCAUGCAAAAGCCGAAUAUACUGUAUCAGAUCUUAUAAAGGCUUUGGAUAAGGAGUUUAAAUUUCCAACCAAUCUUAUGAGGAUUGCUGUUGGAAAAGACAGUAAUGACUUUCGUUUGUUGAUUGACUCAAAAAAGACAUUAAAAGCUGAGGGAUUUUACAAAAGUACAAAGAUUUUUGUUGAAACAUCCGGAGGACCAGAUUCAAAGAUGCCUUUUGAGGAUUCUGAAUUUGCGAAAGUAUUGGAGAAACAUGCAAAUACAAUAAGCCUGAUUGUUGAACUUCCCUAUAGUGAUGAGAUAACAAAGCAAGCUAAAGAGAUUAUCAUCAAAAUUGAUAAGAGAAACACCUUGGCCAAUUUGAAGGAACAACUUGCAAGACAUGUUGGUGUCCAUCCGGAUAAUUUCAGGGUUUAUCGACUGUACUCGAAUAAUCAAGAGUAUGAAACAACAAGGUUGAGUGAGCAACUAACUGCAUACAGUGAUGAAUCAAAAAUUAUCAUUAGACUGGGGAGAGCUUUGAAACCAGGAGAAACAAGAAUAAAGGUUUAUUUGCUUGAGCCAAACAAGCAGGAGCAUACCAGGUUCAUGAUGGAGACUGUUGUAUCUGAGGGUGUGAAAAUAAUACAUUUAAAGAAGGAAGUUAUGAAAGAGUUAAAGAAUUGUUUUGAAAUUGAGGCAACAAGCAAUUGCAUUCGACUAAGGAAAAAGUCAUGGAAGAGCCCAAGCACUAUUUAUAGUGAUGACUGUGAAUUUGAAAAAGACAUCAAGCUUACAGUGAAUUCAGAAUUCUUUGUUGAAGUCAUUGAUGAAAAUCUACAAAAAUCAUCUUCAGACAUCCUUAGCAUAUACACACGAAGAUGGCUACCUUCUAAGUAUAUUUUUGAGCCAAUCCAAGAAAUUCAGUUGGAAGAGCACUCCAUCAAGAGUCUUAAAACCAAGCUUUCAGAAGUUAGUGGAUUACCUGAAAAUGACAUUGAAAUUGCGAAGGGAAAAGGCUACUUCCCGUACCAGUCUUCUGUCUUUGACAUUGAACAAGAGUUAGACUGGGAUCCAGACAUCUCAAAACUGAGUGAAUACCCCAUCGCAAUUAUGGAUGAUGGAUGUGUCAUUUACCACAAAGAUAAAAAUGAAGAGUUAGGAGAGUUAACAGAGGAGAAGAAGAAGGAAAUAAAAGAAAAGGAAAGAAAGAGCCUUCCACAAAACAGCACAGCUACAUCAUACACUCGGAAGGAGAAAGCCUUAAAAAUUUAUACAAAUAGAAACUAGAUAACUGUAAAUUUUCACCAUCAACUUGUAAAUAUUCAUUUGUAAGGAAUCCAGACUGUGGUAGCUAUAACCGAGUUUUGUUAUUUCUACACACCAUUAGAUGCAAUUAAGAAAUUAGGCAAGUUUUAGGGGUGCAUUUAAAAUUUGUUUACUGUGAGCAACAAAUGUUACCAUCUUGAAUUAAGUAAGACACAACUUUGUAGAAAGCUUUACUAGAAUAACAGGUUUAUUAGAAACAAAGUAAUGAUACAUACAAACAGUAGCUGAAUAAACAUUUAUAAAGAUGUUCUGCAACAAUAUAUUUACAAAGUCAAGAAUCACAAUUGUUCUUGUUUUUGUUUCAACAAGGAGACUGUCACUCGUGUACUAUUUGUUAGCUAAAUAAUUGCACCUUUCUCUGGACAGUUACUAAAAGUUGCUGACAUACACAUGAACUCAUUAUAAAUUCAAUCUAUAUAUCUAUUUGUUUUGCCAAAUUUCUGCUUAAGUUGAUUAUUUAAAUAUAUUGUUAAAACUUUUUUGUUCCUUUCUGUGUCAAUGAUAGUCAAGGUUGGCCAUAAUUUUAUUCAAGUGACAAUAAAAAUUUUACAAGCCCAAAGCAACAGGAAAUAUUCUGUUGAUUAUUAUAUUAUAAAAUAAAGAUUUAAACUUUGGGUGUUGUGUUUAUGAUUUUAAAUUCUUUUCCUCUCUUUGUGUUGGCUGCAAGAAUUCUUUGAAAUACUUAAUGAAGUAGAAUGAAUUUGUUAAAUUGUUGUUAUUUCCAUUGUUGCCUUACUAUUUUAUAAAUUUUAUAGAUAGCUUUUGAGUGACACAUUAUGUCCAAUUUUAGUGACUUAAAAAGACUUUGUUGCUCCAAGCUUUUUUAUACUUUUAGAUUUAUGCAAAGCCAGUGAGAUAUAUUUGAAAUAAAAUUAACCUCAAGUCAACAUCUGAGUUUUUUGGAAGGUAUGUCUGUUAAUUGUUAGGUGCGAGGAUGGCUCCAAGGUUCUAGUCCCUGACAUGACCAAACAUUUCCCUCAGAGUAGGGAGAGUCGCAAAGGCGUAGGAACUACCAGGUGUGGUUACAUUGAGAGGAAGGACCAGAACACUGCUCGAUAAGCAUAGCUUUUCAGUGUCCUAACUUCAGAACAGGGCCGUAAAUCCCGGGGAGACAGGGGGAUAGGACCCCCCCCCCCAAAAAAAAAAUCUGGAGCAAAAUGAUUUAUUUUAGAAAUUAUUGUCAAUUUCUUUUAAAGAAAGGAACCUCCAGUAGCUGGGUUAGAACCUAACAAAGUUUUGCUGAGUUAUUUCAACAUACCUCAGCCACUAUGUCAUGGUGACUAUUGUCAAGCGCAAGUUGACUAUUGUAGAUGGCUUAUAUUUAUGUUUGCAGAGUGGUGUCGAGUUGAUGAUGAUGCCCAUGGAAGGGAUUAGCCCCAAAUAUCUUAUCCACCGGUCACCCCUUGAAUAAAUCUAAAAAAAACUCUUGUUUAAGUUGCCAUAAAUCUCGACAAACCCACAUAUUACACAUAAUUUCAUACAUGCCUUUUUAUAAAAAUCCUAACUCAAAACCUAGGUCCUAAAGUUCCUAAUUUCUGGUACCAAGACCUUCAUAAUAGCUCCUUAAUUUUAACUGCACAUUUAGUGACAUGAUAAUAGCAAAGACAGAAAAAAAUUAUGAGUUUUGCUUUUAACUGUAGCUAGGAACAAGGCCAAAAAACAAAGAGGGCAAGAAGUAAAAUUAAUUUGCGUAAAAGUACCAUGUCGACAAAGAAGUACUUUUGCAUUUAAUAUAGAGAGAAGCAAUGACUAAACUCUUUAUUAUUAGAGGCAAUAAAUUUUUCCCAGCCUCAAUUUUUUAAAGAAAAUUUUCAUUUGGAGCCCGAAUAUAUUCUUAGAUACAUCCUAAUUUUUUCAAAUCUGAUAUGGUUUCAAGAAAAAAAUACACUUGCUCUCGAAUAGAAAACACCUUUUUUUUCUUCCCUCCAAUGGCUGUCACUAGAAAUUAAGCAUUUCCCCAACAUUUGUCACUAGACUCUUCCCCUUCCCAAUUUCUCCCAGAAAUAAUCUGUGUUCUUCUGAGAAACGUUGAUUUGUUUAUCUUGAACGGUAUAGUAUUUUGUUAUACUUGGUCAGGGAGAUGCUUUUAUAGCUAUUUAGAAGGUAUGAUUUCAAAAAUUUCCUUUCACGUCAGCCCCAACCAUGAUGGGUCCUCCUACGUCACUAAACAUGAUUCUCAGCCCCCAGGUUCAAUUUCUUCAAGCUGUCUCUGAAAAAUAUUAUCAACUCAGCUAUAAAAAAGUCAACAUGCAAAGAAAUAUUUGUAAAUACCUUCUAUAGGGCUGAAAAACCUUACUAAAUCUAAAAAUCUUUUUUUUGUUUAUUAAGUCGUUUGCCCCUCAAACUGUUUCCUUAACACAUACCAUAAAUUGCAUGGUGGUGCAAUGACCCACUGCACACUUUAUAUUCAUUCGAUACCCCCCCCCCCCUAAUUGUCCACUCUAGAUUUCAUGGCAGUUUUUGACAAGAACUCGGAGUGCACACAAGCUUUUACCCGGGAGUGCAAGAGUGCCUUUGUGAUAAGUGUGCAUCAAAUUUCUCAGUGAUUCUUGAGUGGGUGUAUAUUUUGUCUGGCACUUUUCCUGUUUACAUCAAUUUCAUAUCUCUGGGGAAUUCUUAUUUGAAGUUAAACUAUGCUUACCUAUCACUACCAUCAGUGUCCGUUAUUAAAAUUCCUAAAGAUUUGGCAAGUAAAGAGAUGAUUCAAAAAAAUUAUCAUUAUUAAAAAGGCAUUAUGUUUAAAAAGACCAAAAACAUGAUUUCACAAGCAGACCCAUGGAGAGUGGGGCAAAGGGGCCAAUUGCCUAAGGUCCUUGAUGUCUAGGGAACCUCAUAAAAAAGGAAUUCCAUUUUAAGAAUGGAAUUUAAUAUUUGUUUAUAGUUGAAUGAUAGUAAUCUGAUUAUAGAAUGGAAAUGAUAGUAAAAUGUGACAAUGAAACAAUUGAAACAAAGUAAUAUUGAAACAAUUGCAAGAAAAUGACUGCAAACAAUAUUCUGCAGAGUAGUCUGCAGCCAAUCUAAAAAAAGGGGUCACAAUAAUUUUCUGCUCGCCACGCUUGCAAGAGUGCCUUUCUUUUUCAGUUUUGCCUCAGCUCCACAGAAAACUUUUUGCAGACCCUAAUCUAAAGUGGAUUACUCAAUUUAGAAUGAUAACAUUCUUUUCCAAUCUCAGUUGCGGACAAAUUUAAAAAGUCAUUUUGCCAUAUUUGAAAAAAACACGCCCAAAACCAGACCUUUCUAAUUUGAGCCCCAUCAAAAAACACGACCAAACCACGCCCAUCUUUCGGGUAUGCAAGAGUGCACCCAUUAUUUUGCAAAAAUCUCUCGAGACUGCAGCUGUCAUGGAAUCAAUACUGGCCAAUUGACAUGACAGAUUUACGGCCUUGCUUCAGAAGCUAGGUACCAAACAAUACUCCCACAAUCAUACUCUGUUUAAAGAUAGGGUUACGAAACAGUUAGAGAAUGCACCUGAUUUGGGGAGGGAAGGUGGAUGUGAAAUGGACAUUCAAAACCCCUUUACGUUAUUUUGUAUUCUGUGCUGUAUUUUAGGCUUCACACUCCACAAGAACUAAAUUUCUAGCAAAUAGAACUUUGGAAGAGGUCAGUCAACCACAAAUCUCAUUUUACACAAAACUACGUUUUCCUUGGAUUUCUUUUGAAAGUAAAUUUGAAGAUUCACUACUUGGUUUUCAUGAAGUUUUUUUUAAAAGAAAGCAGUGCUUCUUCCAAAUACUUUGCACUUAACCCCUCUUCUACUAAAACACACGUGACGCCAAGUUUACUGAUGUCAACAAUAUUUCUGUGUUCGUCGUCAAAGAACACCAUCUCGUGGUAAUCAAACCCACUAUUUUCUCGGAACUUCUGAAAAUGUUGUGUCUUCUUUCCGGGAUAAAUUUCCUUGAAAUCAAAAUGGUGAUCAAUUCCAAUUACACUCAUUAAAUCCCUUGCCGCUUUUGGUGUAUCAGUUCUUGAGGCAGCAGCAAUUUGACACUUAAAAUGCUUCAAAUUGUCCAAAAUUUCACGUACUCCAGGAUACAGUCUUAUCUCUUUUCUGUAGGCGUCUGAAACACGUCCAUGUUUGUCCUUAACAAACGGUGGUUGCACAUGUGUAUCAACCCAGAAAGGCCAAAGCGUAUAAUCUAAAUCAAAAACAAACAACUUCGGCAGUCCAUCAUUAAUAUACUUUUCAAUAACUUUCUUUAUUUCUCCCAUUUUCAACCACCGUCGUCCAUCUUUUGGAUCAGCGUUCCAAGCACAGGGGUCCAACGGAUAUUAUUUCCAUAUGGGAUACCUAGAAAUUUUGGAAACUUAAAAUUAGGACAGUAUAGAUGUAUAAUGAGAAGUUCUAUAUAGGAUGCAGUUUCUUUGGUCACAUAAGCUGAAAAUAACCUCAAGCCUUAGAAAGCUGCAGUCAGGCUUCAAUGCCAUAAAAUGCAAAUGUACCACAUUUGAAUAAUUAAAAAUUUACUCCUUUUAGGCUAAGACAAUACAUAUUUCUUGACAAUACAAAUUUCUUGUUCCAUGUACAAAUAAUUUUAGCAAAAUACUGGACUUGCUGUAGUAUGAUUUUACGUUCAUUGACAGUGACAACCGUAUUUCAAGUUAUGUAGCAGUCAUGAUUUUCACAUUCAUAUUUUUGCAAAAUGUUCAGAAAAGCACCUUAUCAACCAAGGCGAUCGAAGAACAAGUAUAAAAGGUUAUAGAUGAUUCUCGUUAUAAAUAUACGAAAUGCAACAGAUUCCAGCCUUAGAUUUUCGAAAAAAUUAACAACAGUCAGCCUGAACUUAAAUUUACUGGUUCUUAUAAAAAAAGAGUGUAACUCGAACUAAGGGAUUAACCUCGAUCCUUUGUUUCUUUCGGACUCCAAUCUGUGUCGAUUUGCAUCUUGUUUUUGAAAAAAGAGAGACUAGAAACCAACAAUAUUUUUGUGCACGGAUUUUGUAAAAUGUGAAAAUCUUUGACAACACAAGCAGUAACCAAAACCCUAAAGAGGGUCCAGAGUUGAAAAAUAUGGAUUGCGAAAUUGGACAUUCAAAGAAGUCCCACGAGGUGUACCUCGAUUUUUAGGCGAAAGUUGUAUCAGAGGGUGCAAAACGUGAAGUGAUUCUUACUUCUUUUCAGUACAGAUAUAAAGACAAAAAGAUGGACUCCCAAUCGAUUUCUUUUCAAAACACUGAUAAAACAGCGCGUUGACAACUAUUAAAGAUUAGGGGGUUUAAACAAGCAAAAUAUCAUCAUGCAACGUCCUUAGGCCAUUAUAAAUAUAUGUUGAGUUAUUGUACAAUCUUUCACGGGAUCCUACAAACGAAUCCUGAAGAGUCGAGAAAUAUUAAGACUCCACGUCACCUAAAUAUACAGAAAAACUGAAGGUCGCAUUAAAAGCACUGGUCAUAAAUUUUGGGAUUUAUUUUUAGCAUAUUCUUAAAUUUUGGGAUAUCAUUUUGAAAAUAAAGGGGGUUUUGUUUACUUGAUUGAGUUGUUGGAUUUUUGCAAAUUUGAAUUAAAUUUAAAGGUGAAUAUUUCAUAUUGUAUCGAAAUUUGUGGGUAGGAUUUUAAAAAAUUUAUGAAUUUUAAGGUAUGUUUUCAUAUUACAAAAUGGCACACCCCCGUCCUCCGCCUAUUGAAGUUCCCUGUGGUGUGAAGGAGAUCAUCAUUGGCGGGAAAUUUGAAUGAAUUUUGGCACAGGAGACUUUUGUUUCAGAAUUUGGCGGGAAUCUAGUCCAAAUUUGCAUAUGCUUAUAAAUACCUGGUUUCUUUGCUAUUCAAUUAGUUGGCACAAAAGAGUCGGUGCUGGUGCAAAACACUCAUGUCUUCAUCUUGGCCUACAACGGCAUGUAAACCUAGGUAAGAACUUUUUGUCAAGUACAAGAUUUAGGAGUAUGUCUACUAAUGUCAAUUGAUAAUGCCAUUCGCAAUUAUUAGGUUGUCAUGUUAAUCGAAAUGAAGCAGGCGAAACUAAUCCAAUACAAAACUGUGAUUCUGCUUCCUUAUUGUUGCUAUAUGCUUUCGAUUUUUAAAACUAAUCUAUCGUAUCGGAUUCUUACAAAAGACUCUUACAACCUGUCUUUAUUCAAAACAAAAAUAUAGAAGCCUGAUCUUUUCUCUCUCUCUUCCUAAUCCCUCCUCCCUUUUCCUUGUUAGCGCUUAGCUAUAUGCUCUUGAGCCUUCCCUAGAAUUACCAACUAAAGAAAAAGACGUCAUUGGCAGACGUCAGAGCUUGAAGAAGUAGUUUUGACACGUCUCAGCUGGAUCUACAAUUGGGCAUUUGCAAAUAGAAUUACAUCUUGUGACAUACCAAUUCGUUGUACAAAUAUUAUUGCCGAUUUCGAACUAAUAAAAAGCGAUCGUAAGGCAAUUUUUGAACAUCUAUCUUGCGCUAUGUAUUUAGUUACGUUGUGUAAAGGAAUACCAAAUAUAAUGGCUAUAUUGGAAAGAAGGAUUACCAAGGCCAAGUCAGAGGCUUUCGCCAAAGAGUACUUUAAGAUCAAUUUGGAUUCUUCCUUCUUCUGGUCAUCUUCUUAUGGUCAUCUUCCUAUGAUAUUUUAGUGGUAUAUUUAGUGAACAUUUCCCCUAAAUGAUUCUGGCCUUCUAUCACAGCGUUGAUUUUUGCUAUCAGCUUCGAAAUAACGUGAAUAUUUGCUCCAACUGAACCAGUCCUGUAAAAAAUAUUUAUAUUUUUUAAAUUAUUAACAAAAUCAAAAUUAAGUUCCACAAAGAGUCUAAAAAUCCCCAUUUUUACAAAAAUAUCUUGCAGAAUUUAAGGAAAGAUCACACAUACAUUUAGUGGAAUCAAUAAAUGAAAGUCAUUUUAAAUAGUAUCUUAAAAGCAAUAAAUGAUUUAUUUUAUCUAGAAUCAUACAUCAUCUGCUCGUCUUAUAGCUGGUAUUUCAAAAGAGACCUAAAGGAACCCAAGCUCGAGCUGCUGCUUUAAUUUCCUUCAACAAACGAAUAUGGGUGGCAACAUCUAAUGAAUCCUAGGACAGAAAAGGACGUUCUUACUUUAUGUGAAGACAGAGAAGCAAAAUCUCACUCUAGCUGAAGAUGUACAUCUGAGUCAUCGUGAGCUAUGUUAAUUUGAUAUUUGAUUAAUUCAAAACUUCGGUAUAGGUUGCAAAAAUACUAACAACAAAAAUGAAUGUAACGUAUCGAUGGACACAUUUACGACAUUGAACGAUACAAGCUGCAAGAAUCAACAAACCUUGAACAAUAUUGACAAAUUGUAAGUUAUCUAUUUUUUUAAGAAUGUGCCUUUUUUAAGAAUUUUACCUCCAGCUCGAAGGUAUUCUUUUGAAAUGUUUGUUUCGUCAGUUCAAGAAAUAUCCAAAUGUCCUUGCACUCUAUCAACUUUUUUCUAGCAAUAUCAUCCAAAUAUGGUCAUCAUUUUUGCUUAAAAUAGUAUAUUUAGCUAAAAAACGAUAUCAACUAAACAAAAUUGACCUUAAAAUGAAAAAAGCGGUUAAUAAUUCCUCAACGUACAACGAAGACAAGGUAAAAAGGUAAAUUAGAAAGCUUCCAGCUAUGCUCACAUGGUAUCGUACAACUAUUCCAAAAAAGAUGAGCAUUUUUCUUCAGAUGAAGGAUUUCGUGACGAGGGUCCUCUCCUGAAGACGUUAUCUUACGCCAAUGUUUUUCUGCAUAUAGCAUGUGAAGCUUAUCAGCUGACAAGAAACUUUAAGUCACUUACAAAAGGACUGUUUGACUGGCAAUGAAUUUUUAAUCUUGAGACAUCUUCCCAUUGUGCUUUUAUUUACAGGCUAGGAGAAGAGGUGGUGACCUUCCAGGAGUAAAAUCUACCAGCAAAGAAACCUUCCCUAUUCAACCCACAAUCAGGCAAUUUCAACGUUCAGCAAUUGAAUUUAUCGAUUGACUAAUCAAGGACGGAACAUGUGACAGCAUAAACUCCUUUGCAGCUUCACCUUAGAAUAUCACAU